Messenger RNA from Electrophorus electricus (electric eel), 1449 nucleotides. RefSeq names its product beta-1,4-galactosyltransferase galt-1-like. Gene Ontology annotation, molecular function: glycosyltransferase activity. The record is from RefSeq and is a predicted model, not a curated record. NCBI's taxonomy places the organism in Eukaryota, Metazoa, Chordata, Actinopteri, Gymnotiformes, Gymnotidae. Gene Ontology annotation, cellular component: cytoplasm.
UGUGCUUCAAGAGGACGCGCGAUCGCAUUCAAUUCAAUGUAUCGCUUUUCCUGUUGUCCUGAAGCCAAACGGACCCACGUGAUUCCGGUUUUCUCCAAAAUGGCAUUCAACAAAAGGGGUCAAUAUGGAGAUUGUGUUAAGAGGAACAGAGCAAAGCUGCUUGCUUUAAUUGUACUUUUUGUGAUUAUACAUCACUUUGGAUUUCCAGAAUUUAAUACAGAAUAUGAAGACAGUCUUCCAGCUAUGUACAGUAGUUUUAAAAUGAACAAAUCCAUAGUAUCGCUGAGUUCCAUUACUCCCAUUAAAAAUUCAGAACAUUUUAUAGUGUCUGCAUUUAUUGAGCACAGGAUAAAUAAGGACAUUCGAAUUAUCAGCAUCAUUAAAAGACAGAGUCUGCAGCCUUAUCUUUGCAUCUUUUGCAAUAAUGCCCAUGAUUGCAAGUUUGCUAAGGCUGAAAUUGAGAUACACUCAGACAAUUUUGGCUUCCCAUUUGGGGCUUCAGAUGUGAUGUGUCAAGGUGAUGGCACAGAAAAUGCAAAUCAAGUAGCCCUAUCAAUCAAUACAGACAUCUCACACAUUUAUACAACACAGUUCCUGCCAAUAAAGAACAGAGUGGAGAAAUAUUCAUUUAAGUAUAGUUUCACUGUGUGUAUCUCUAACCUUUUUGGGAAGUACAAUAAUGUUCUGCAAUUUGUGCAAAGUAUGGAGUUGUACAAGCUUCUGGGUGUGCAGCAUGUAGUGAUCUACAACACUAGCUGUGGUCCUGACUUGGAGAAACUCUUACAGCACUACAAGAGAGAGGGAAUACUAGAGAUUGUUCCAUGGCCUAUCGAUCAGUUCCUUAAUCCAUCUCCAGGAUGGAACUUCACAGUCCACGGAGGGGACCUGCACUAUUACGGCCAGUUAGUAACACUCAAUGAGUGCAUUUAUCGACAUAUGUAUCAGACGGAAUAUAUUCUCCUGAAUGACAUUGAUGAGAUUAUCAUGCCUUAUAAGCAUAUUAACCUUCAAUUACUGAUGGAGGAUCUUCAGUCAAACAACAAAGACGUGGGCGUAUUUCGUAUUGAGAACCACAUUUUCCCCAAGACAAAGUUUGAAGACAAUCACAGGUUCCGUCGACCUGAAUGGGGCAAUAUACCUGGCAUCAAUAUUAUGGAACACAUUUACAGAGAACCAGACAGAAAGAAUAUCUAUAAUCCCACAAAAAUGAUCAUCAACCCCAGAAUGGUGAUGCAGACAUCAGUGCAUUCCACCCUGAAACACUCUGGAAAUGUUUAUUUGGUACCUUUUGAUGUUUGUCGGAUUGUUCACGUGAGAUCGCCUCUACAGAGCCAUCUUAGCAAAAAUGAAUGUUUUGUUGACACAAGGGUGUGGGACUUUAAGGACAAACUGUUACCCAAUGUUGAUAGGGCACUACAGUCAUCAGGUUUAUUACAAAUUCUAGAUUGA